Molecule: messenger RNA, 2538 nt
Organism: Alnus glutinosa
Lineage: Eukaryota; Viridiplantae; Streptophyta; Magnoliopsida; Fagales; Betulaceae
Product: probable mediator of RNA polymerase II transcription subunit 26b
Exons: 9
Coding region: 696-2063 (455 amino acids)
Cellular component (GO): nucleus
Source: RefSeq, a predicted model, not a curated record
AGAGAGGAAAAAUCUGAGCCAAACAGUGGAACCUACAAAACAAAUUAUUUCUGAUUAUUCGAGGGGAGUGGUUUUGUUUUUGGAAAACAAAAUUCUCUUGGCUUUUUGUAGCCUCUGGUAUUUUUGUAGAACCAAGCAGACAGAGAAAGAUUAUCUGUAGUAGUUUGUUCUGUUAAACCUGAACGAUUUUAAUUUUAAUUUUUUUUUCCCCGUGAACAGCGUCGUUUUUUCUAGAGAAAAAACCGGCGAUUUUCGGGGAAAAUUCGGGCUAAGAGAAGCCACGUUCUUUGUUUUCUAGGAUUUUGGUAUUGUUGUUGUUGUUGUUGAUCUUGGUCUGUUUGUUCAUGAUCAUAUCCCGAAAUCCGAUCUUUACGUAAUCUAUUUGCUAAUCGAAGAAGCAACAUAAUUUUCAUCUACGUUCUCUGGUCGAACUGAUUAAAAUUCACAAUCCGCAGCCUAAAUUCUAACAAAGAUCGAUUUCUGCAUUCUGGGUGUUUAUCAAAUUCCCGUAAUAAUCGGUUCCUCAUAUCUGCGUGGUGCUCAAAUAUCACUCGGAAGUCGUCUGAUAUCUGGGUGCUCUCUGAAAAGCGGUUUUAUGUUUUUGGGUACCAUCAAAACCUCAUGACUAUCGGUUUCUGAUCUCGAGGUAUUCGCUGAAAUACGGUUUUCGAUCUAGAAUUCCCGGAAUUUCAAUCAUGGCGAAGAAAUCAGGGUCAUUGGAAAACUGGAGGAAUUACUUUCGUACUGCGAGUUCUGACAUUUUCGACAUAAUCGACCAUGCGAUCAUGGUGGCCGCUUCGGAUUGCCCCAAGGAGUUCAGGUUGCGGAGAGAUCGAAUCGCCGAGAGGCUUUUCUCUUGCAGACUGACGCGGUGUUCGGGUUGCGACCGGGUCGAGUUGGCGGUGCCUGAUGGUGAAGAAGAAGAAGAUGAUGAUGAUGACGGAGGUUGUAAGAGUAGUGAGUUUGAUAGAGAUGCGUGUGAGUUUGAGGCCGGGGGUAGUAAGGAGAGCAAGGCGAAUAGCAGUAGAGAUGAUCUGGGAGAGAUGAACAUGAACCAGAUUACCAACUACAGCUAUGGAGAAGCUGAGGCAUUGACUGAUGAGAUUGAGGAAGAGUCUGAGAUUGUUGGGGAGGUCCUGAGGAUCAAAGAUAUUCUUUAUGACUGUGAAGUAGAGUCUGAUUCAGUAUUGUUAGAGUCGUUGAGGAAGCUUCAGUUGAUGGCUCUAUCUGUGGAUACUCUGAAGGCAACUGAGAUUGGAAAGGCUGUCAAUAGGCUCCGGAAACAUGCAUCAAAGGAGAUUCGUUACCUUGCACGGACUCUUAUUGAUGGCUGGAAAGACAUGGUAGAUGACUGGGUUAGGGCUACAGCAGCUAUUGCGGUUGCGGAAGGUACCCCAGAUUCUGUGAAUCCAUCUGUUGUUGAUGAAGAAGAGGGGCUUCCGUCUCCUCCUCUGGAUGAUGGAGUUUUCUUUGCUACUCAACCCACUUCAAUGGAGCUCUCUGAGUUCUUUGAUGGCAUGGAUGAUGACGGAAAUCCUCGAAACGGUUGGGAAUUCAGCAAGAACGGUGAGAAUGGAAGAAAAUCAACACAAGAUUGUCAAAAUAAGUCGAAGCGGAAACAGCAGACACCCAAUGUGGCAAAUGUGCUGGCCAAGGAGAACAAGAGUCAUCAAGUGAAGAAACAGGAAGUUGUGUUGAAGCCAAAUAAGCCCUCCUCAAACACUGAUUAUGGGCCUGGAAGACCUCUCAAACCAAGGACAGAGCAAUUGGUCAAUGAUGAGACAAAGUUGCACCAAAAAUCUGAUAAGGUUGCUGUCCAGAGGAAGCCGGUCACCGGUCAGCAAGAGAAAUUCAAGUGUUCGGAUGAGGUUGCAGUCCAAGUGAAACUUGAAGCUACAAAGAGGAAACUUCAGGAGCGUUAUCAACAAGCUGAGAAUGCUAAGAAGCAGCGGACGAUACAGGUUAUGGAGUUACAAGAUCUCCCUAAGCAGGGGCUUGGCCAUAGAAAUCCGCACAUAAAACCCGGGAACCAUAACCGGCAUUGGGCGCAUGGACGACGCUAGGGUUUUUUAAUCCAGAAAGAAAUUAGGCUUUUUCAAGUUUCUUCCUUGUUAAAGUUAGAGGAAGAACAUCAGUGUCUUUGGCAUGUUCUGCAUUGACCUAUUUGAGCAUCAACAAUUACAAAUUCAUUCCCCAUUUCUGCUGGAGAAGGCUAUAUUCCUAAUUUGAGUACAGGUAUAGAGACUUGGAUGAGGCAGGCUAUAUAUAGCUAAUGAAGUUUGACCUACUGCUCAGAUAAAUGUCUGUAGAGAUUCAGAGAACCUUGAUCAAACUACCUGUCAGCAAUUUUUUUCAUCUCACAAUCAAGACUUUUAAGCCAUUAGAUCAUCAUGUAGUUAGUUUGCACAGCAUCUGUGCAUCUUCUUCAUCCAUAAACUCAUUCCCGUAUAUAAACUCUUUGGGAAUGACUAUAUAAAGAGGCUGAAUGUUCCUGCUGAGGAAUUUACUAACUUCUAUAAUACAAACCUCAUUUUGUAA